This is a messenger RNA of Quercus lobata, 2173 nucleotides long. RefSeq names its product AAA-ATPase At3g50940-like. Lineage: Eukaryota; Viridiplantae; Streptophyta; Magnoliopsida; Fagales; Fagaceae. The transcript is spliced from 4 exons. The record is from RefSeq and is a predicted model, not a curated record. Gene Ontology annotation, molecular function: ATP binding; ATP hydrolysis activity. The coding region runs from base 70 to 1866 and encodes 598 amino acids.
CCUCCUUGGCGUUCACACUCAGUUAAUCUCUCACGCGCGCAGGAAUAGUGACGCAGCUGGGCCUAUAAAAUGGAAUGUAGAUGGAGACAAACAUGGAGAGAGUACAAGCUGUGUGAAGUGAAAGAGAAAAAAAAAAAAAAAAACGUUGCGUUGUUCAGAGCGGAGAUCUUGCUGCGAUAUUGGCUUUACUGGGUAUCUAGAAAGGAUUUGAAAGAACAACCAUACCCUCAAACCAUGUUUACUUUCAGGGAGAUGUUUGCAUCAUUGGCUCCAUUUUUCAAUUUCAGGGAGAUGUUUGCAUCUUUGGCACCAUUUUUCAAUUUCAGGGAGAUGUUUACAUCAUUGGCACCAUUUUUCACUGCUGCUGUUGUGAUUGUACUAAGUCCCUUUGUAAAAGAACACAUACCUUCUGCAGUCAGCAAUUAUCUCGUCUCCAUGUAUGAACAGUGGCUCUCUAGAUUCUUUACGCGAGUCACUGUCGUCAUUGAAGAGAAAGGUGAUCUCAAUAUUAGCAACCAAGUCUAUGAAGCUGUUAGAGCCCACCUACGUACCCUGAUUUCUAAUUCAACAAAACCAAAACCAAAACGUUUCAAGGUAAACAAAGAAGGUAGGCAAAAUGAAUCAAUCAUUGGUAUCGCCGAGAAUGAAGAGGUUAUUGAUAUAUUUGAUGGAAUUAGACUCAGCUGGAAGUUCCAUGAUGUAAGAAGGGACGUUUACGGUCAGAAUGUUACUGACAGAUAUUUUGAGCUUUCCUUUGAUAAGGGAUUGGAAAACAAAGUGCUAGAGUCUUAUUUAAAUGAUAUAGUAGCUCGUUAUGAGAGUGUGGUAAAGAUUUAUUCCCGUGAUGAAGCCUAUUAUAAUGGUGGCAUAGCUUCCACCAGUGUUGAACGAGAUGCAGGUUGGAUUUAUGCUAUUUUUAAACAUCCAUUUACGUUUGAAAAGUUGGCAAUGGACCCAAAGCAGAAGGAGAUUCUCAUCAAUGAUUUGAAGAGGUUUCUUGGAAGGAAGGACUUAUAUGAGUAUGUUGGCAAGACAUGGAAGCGUGGGUAUUUGCUUUAUGGCCCUCCGGGUACCGGCAAAUCAAGCUUGAUUGCUGCCAUGGCUAAUUACCUAAAGUUUAACAUCUAUGAAUUGUCCCUUUCCCAUCAGCUCACAGAUGAAGACUUGAGAAAUAUAUUGCUCUCAACAACUAAUCGCUCAAUAUUGGUAAUUGAGGAUAUAGAUUGCUGUGCAGAGUUGGCUAAUCAAAGGAAAAAAAAGGACCCGUUCACACUAUCGGGUUUAUUGAACAUCAUAGAUGGAUUAUGGUCGAGUUGUGGAGAAGAGCGAAUUAUUGUGUUCACCACCAAUCAUAAGGACAAGCUUGAUCCGGCUUUGUUGCGCCCAGGCCGCAUGGAUGUACACGUGCACAUGUCAUAUUGCACCAUAGAUGGGUUCAAGUUGUUGGCUACUAAUUAUCUUAAAAUUGAAGGUGACCACCAACUCUAUAGGCAGGUUGAGGAUUUGUUGAAGAAUAUAAACGUUACACCAGCUGAAAUUGCAGAGGAACUUUUGAAGAGUGGUGGUACAGAUGUUGUUCUCCGAGGAGUUGUCGAAUUUCUCGAGCAAAGAGAACGUGAGAAAACAAAGGUUGCAGACUUAAAGGAACUUUUGAAGAGUGCUGAUAUAGAUGUUGAUGCUGAAGGACUUGCCAAAUUUCUCGAGCAGAAAAAACUUGAGAAAGCAAAGACCACAGAGGCAGAGCAACUUUUGAAGAGUGCUGAUAUAGAUGUUGAUGCUGAAGGACUUGUCAAAUUUUUGAAGCAAAAAAAAAUUGAAAAUGCAAAGGCUGCAGAGGCGAAGUGUAUAAAUCCAAACGAAUCUUAACUGAUGGGUAAUUUCAAAAGAGAUGGUUCGUGUUCUCAAGGAAUUAGUAAUGUUCCCAAGCCAUUCUAGAACUAGUCAAAUCGCAUUUAAGCUUUUCAUCUGGGUGACCAUGAGUGACUCCCUGCUGGUGGUGAUCCUUAUUUGUUCCUCUCCUCAUUUCUGAGUUUUUGUUCUCUUUGUGAAAUAAUAUGUAUUGUAUCAAUGUGCGGGUGUGCACUGCUGUGAAUCUGAUUAUGUACUUAUGCAAAUUGUGAGACCAUGUGUGUGAGAUGUUGGUGAUUUAGAAAAGAAUUACUAGUUUGUUGAA